This is a messenger RNA of Drosophila willistoni, 680 nucleotides long. RefSeq lists its product as uncharacterized. The transcript has a single exon. The coding region runs from base 198 to 581 and encodes 127 amino acids. The record is from RefSeq and is a predicted model, not a curated record. NCBI's taxonomy places the organism in Eukaryota, Metazoa, Arthropoda, Insecta, Diptera, Drosophilidae.
ACAAUAGGUCAAUAACAUUGCCAACCGGGGAUAGGAAACCAUGUAAUUGCUGCCCUUUCUUCGACGUUUAUGCAAGUUACCAUCGAUUUUCUGCCACAACUUAUGUCACAAGGCCCCACCGAGUGUGUAUAAAAGCCGCAGGUCAGGUCCACACAUUGUUUAUUCUCUUGAACGCCAGUCAUACGCCUUUGUCGAGAAUGCGUGCUCCCGAGUGGAUGAGUAGUGAAAUGGCGCGACUUACCUCUAAAUUGGAACGUUAUAAACCUACUGGCAGUGGCUAUAAUCGCAUACAAUCGAUUCGUUUAUCCAAGAGUGUCACGCAAAUGUUAAACAAUCCGUUGCCAAUGGGAAAACUGGUCGCUGCUUCUGGCUCUGCUGCUUCACAUCAAGAACAUGGCCAGCAGGAAAGCACUUUUGCGACUCCACGACGACGUGGUGUGCUCAGUCGCACAGAAUCCGAGUGGGAGGAAGUAUAUCCAGCUGUAAAGUUUAGUCGCCAGCAUAGCCAUGAGAGUGCCAGCAGUUUGGACAAUGAGAUCAAAUUCACCCAUUAUCGCAAUUGUGCCACACGAAUUCCUUAAAUAUCUAUUGACAUUAGCUACAUUUACUUACAAUAUUUGUAAAACUUUAUGCAGACAUUUAGAAUAAGAAAUAAAUCUAUAAUACAUUUUAGAAAUCAA